AUGAAGAGAAGCAGCACUCUCCUGUUAGUGGCCCUCACUGUGCUCUCCACCUGUGGGCUGGCCAAAGGGGAAGACGACAGUGAAUUCUUCAUGGAGUUCCUGCAAGUGCUGCUGGUUGGAAGCCCAGAAGAGCUCUAUGAGGGGCCACUGGGCAAGUACAAUGUCAACCAGAAUGCCAAGGAGGCACUGACAAAGCUCAAAUCCUGCAUUGAUGAUCUGCAGCCCAACCACAAGGCGGAGCUGGUGCAGUUGCUGGAGCAAGUUCUGGGCAAUGAGAAUGAUGCCUGA
Molecule: messenger RNA, 288 nt
Organism: Octodon degus (degu)
Lineage: Eukaryota; Metazoa; Chordata; Mammalia; Rodentia; Octodontidae
Gene: Scgb1c1
Product: secretoglobin family 1C member 1
Exons: 3
Coding region: 1-288 (95 amino acids)
Source: RefSeq, a predicted model, not a curated record